UCAGCGCCACGUGUCCAGUUAGCAUUAGCUUAAACCGGAAAAAAAAUGUGGGGUGGGAAUAUGAGCUCGUCGUCGUCUUAUAAAUAUUGGACUCAUUGUCUUCCUUUUCCCAAACCUUCACUUUCCUUUCAAAUCUCCAAUAAGUAUACUCAAGCUUAACUAAAGCAUCAUUCGAUCAUGAAGGGGGGUUUGCUUGUGGACGAUGAAUUUAUACACGAAGAAGAAAGGAGCCUAACUGUUCGGAAAACUUCUCUGUUUUUCGCCGGCGAUGGUUUCACGGUUUACGACUGCAAGGGAAGUUUGGUCUUUCGGGUGGACUCUUACGGUGGUCCCAACACCCGCGACACCGACGAGGUUGUCCUCAUGGACGCUCACGGCCGUUGUCUCCUCACCCUCCGACGAAAGAGGCCGAGUUUGCGACGGAGAUGGGAGGGGUAUCUCGGGGAGAGAUCGGACGGCCAGAAACCGAUAUUCGGUGUCAGGAGAUCGUCGAUAAUCGGGAGGAACAGUGUGACGGUGGAGGUGUACGGGGACUACCAGUGCAGCGAGUACCUGAUAGAAGGUAGUUUCGGGGCAAGGAGCUGCACGGUGGUGGAGGCGGAGACGAGGCUGAAGGUGGCGGAGAUAAGGCGCAAAAUGGAUGCGUCAACGAACGUGAUGCUUGGAAAAGACGUUUUCUCGUUGAACGUGAAGCCCGGUUUUGAUGGAGCCUUUGCCAUGGGAUUGGUUCUUGUGCUUGAUCAAAUCUACGGCGACGAUCUCCUUGAGGUUGGUGAGGAACAGGUGCACCCUUCCGCAGAAGAUCUCUGAUUUGAUUUUUCUCCUUUCUUGUUUUUGUUUUCUUCUUUUUUGGUGGGACGCAAAACCGAGUGGCAAAUAAUUAUUAUUGUGAGUUUCUGUCGGCUUCAAAGGAAACGAUUUGCACACGUUAUUUCUCGUCGCUCCCAUGCUGUUGUAAUCUGGUUUGAAUUACUACUCAGUUACAGCUGUUUGAUUUGAAGAAAAAAAAGGGUUUACGAAAAGA
Molecule: messenger RNA, 1024 nt
Organism: Arabidopsis lyrata subsp. lyrata
Lineage: Eukaryota; Viridiplantae; Streptophyta; Magnoliopsida; Brassicales; Brassicaceae
Product: protein LURP-one-related 5
Exons: 2
Coding region: 178-810 (210 amino acids)
Source: RefSeq, a predicted model, not a curated record